AUGCUGCUCCCUUACCGCAGGGUCGCGGCAGGACGAGACGCGCUGGUCGCCAGCUUCAUCCGUCUUGCGAGACACUGCGCCGGCAGACGUCCCAUCUCAUCCCGGCGGUGGAUUUCGCAAACCGCUGCUACUCAAGACGAAACCACCGAAAACCUAUCAGUGCCAUGUACUGCGCGGUACAACGAGAUUGGCGUACAGCAACUGAGCUCGCACAUUUACGACCAGCUGUUCCCCAAGGGCAACACCUCACCCCCCUCCAAAGAGCUGGUCGAUCUUGCGCGGGACCACCUUCGACGUCACGAACUGCUGGGGAAAAACACCGACACCUCGGCGCCCGUCGCAUUCGAUCUCCCGCCGCUGGUCGGAAGCACCCUCGACGAGCAUUUCCACAAACUAGGCGUCGAUGCCGCCGAGCCCUUCCUCACCCACGCGAAGCGGUUUGCCCUGGCAAAUCCGCCACCGAAACCGAGAAAAUGGGUGCGCCGGAGCGGGUGGACAAAGUACUACGCCGAUGGCCGGACCGAGCCAGUGGAUGCGCCUGAGGGAGAAGCCAUGACAUUUGACACCGAGGUCAUGUGGAAAGAAAGCCCGUACGCCGUCAUGGCCUGCGCUGCGACGGCCGAUGCUUGGUAUGCCUGGUUGUCGCCGUGGCUGUUGGGCGAGACAGAAAACGAACAUCAGCUCAUUCCGGUGGGCGAUCCAACAAAAGAGCGGGUGAUAAUAGGGCACAAUAUCGGAUACGAUCGGGCGAGGAUAUUGGAGGAAUACAGCCUGAGACAGACGAGGAAUUCGUUCCUGGACACCAUGUCAUUGCACGUUGCUGUCAAUGGCAUGUGUUCGCAACAACGACCAACGUGGAUGAAGCACAGGAAGGACCGCGAGUUUCGGGACAAGAUCGCCAAGGAGUCGAGCAAUGCCGAGCUCGUCGAAUUGUUGAACAAUGGUGCGUUUUCGGCCCAGGAGGAAGAACUUUGGGUGGAAAGGAGUUCGAUCAAUUCACUGCGGGAUGUUGCACAGUUCCACCUCGGCGUCACAAUCGACAAAGAAGCCCGCAACGCUUUCGGCGAGUUUGACCGGGAUGGCAUCAACCAGCAGCUGGAUGAGCUUAUGACUUACUGCGCUGCUGAUGUGGCCAUCACCCAUCGUGUCUACCAAGUGGUGUUUCCCAACUUUCUUCGUGUCUGCCCACAUCCUGUUAGCUUCGCUGCGUUGAGGCAUCUAUCGAAUGUGAUUUUGCCCGUCAACAAAACAUGGGACUCUUACAUCGCCAAUGCGGAAGCCACGUACAGGAAGCUAUCUGAUGGUGUCCGGGAGCGGUUGGUUGCCCUUACAGACAAGGCUCGCGAAAUCAAAAAGCAGCCCGAGAAGUGGAGUACUGAUCCCUGGAUGUCGCAGCUGGACUGGUCUGGACAGGAGGUCAAGAUGACCAAGGGGACUCCGACCAGCCCCCCGAGAGAAUACAAGAACCAAAAGAUGCCAGGGGAGCCAAAUUGGUAUAGAAAUCUGUUUCCCAAGGCUAAAGGCCCUAUCAACCUCACUGUGCGAACAAGAAUUGCACCACUUCUUCUCCGGCUGUCCUGGGAUGGACACCCGUUGUUUUGGUCGGAUAAGCAUGGCUGGACCUUUAGAGUGCCCUUGGCCGAUAUGAAGAAGUACAUCGACAAGCAGAUGAAGCCCUGUGAUUUCGAGGGGGAGACAGUCUUGGCCGUCAAGGAGGACACAAAACACGCCUACUUCAAGCUGCCACACAAGGACGGUCCCACGGCUCGCUGCACCAACCCCAUGGCAAAGAGCUAUCUCAGCUAUUUCGAAAAGGGGACGUUGUCGUCGGAGUACGACUAUGCCAAAGAGGCCCUGGAGAUGAACGCUUCUUGCUCCUACUGGAUCAGCUCCCGCGACAGGAUCAUGUCUCAGCUGGUGGUGUACGAGUCCAACCUCCCCGAGCCUGUCCGCCCCAAAGACCUCCCCGAGGAUGCCCCAACACCAGGGUUUAUUCUUCCUCAGGUCAUCCCCAUGGGCACCGUGACCCGCCGCGCGGUAGAAAACACCUGGCUCACGGCCUCCAACGCAAAAAAGAACCGCGUCGGUUCCGAGCUCAAAGCCAUGGUCCGCGCUCCACCGGGGUACGUCUUUGUCGGCGCCGACGUUGAUUCAGAAGAGCUUUGGAUCGCCUCUGUGGUGGGAGACGCAACGUUUAAACUCCACGGCGGGAAUGCCAUCGGGUUCAUGACAUUGGAGGGCACCAAGGCCCAAGGCACCGACCUCCACUCCCGCACCGCCGCCAUUUUGGGCAUCACCCGCAACGACGCCAAGGUGUUCAACUAUGGGCGUAUUUACGGUGCGGGCCUAAAAUUCGCCGGCCAGCUCCUCAGGCAAUUCAACCCCUCCCUUUCCGAGCAGGAAACACUCGACAUCGCCGGCAAGCUAUACGCCACGACAAAGGGCACAAAAACCAAUCGCAAGUCCCUGUAUAAACGCCCCUUUUGGCGCGGAGGGACAGAGUCGUUUGUGUUCAACAAGCUGGAGGAAUUCGCCGAGCAAUCCCACCCUCGCACCCCCGUGUUGGGGGCGGGCAUCACCGAGGCGUUGACUGCGAGGUUUUUGUCAAAGGGGGGGUAUCUGACCUCGAGAAUCAACUGGGCCAUUCAGUCUUCUGGAGUCGACUACCUCCACCUCCUCAUCGUCUCAAUGGACUACCUCACCCGGAGAUUCAACAUUGCCUGCCGACUCGCCAUCACGGUCCACGACGAGAUUCGAUAUCUGGUCCAAGAACACGACAAGUACCGCGCUGCGAUGGCGCUUCAAAUAUCCAACCUCUGGACGAGGGCAAUGUUUGCCCAGCAAGUCGGCAUCCACGACCUCCCCCAAUCGUGCGCCUUCUUCUCCGCGGUAGACAUUGACACCGUCCUAAGAAAAGAAGUCGACAUGCCAUGCAUCACCCCCUCCAACCCAAUCCCCAUCCCACCAGGGGAAACAGUCGACAUCAACCAACUCCUCUCCAAAGGCUCCCUCGCCCGGUUGGACCCAACUAUAACCCCCGACCCAACAUAUGCUCCGCGAGUCAAUCACAUCAAGUAUGUCCCCCGCAAACCGGUGAUGGAACAGCUCCAGGAGGAGGAACACGCCCAAGAAGACGAGAAGUCCAAGCUCAGGUUCAUCAGGGCGCAGAUCGCAAACGACGAGGCAGAGUUUAGGGAGAUAUUAAGGGAGACAAGGGGAGAAGCUCAGAGAGAGAAAUACAUCCCCAAGGUGCCGGUCAAGAUUCUCAAAAAGCCGUAUAGUGCCAGUGCUAAGCUGCUGCCGGGGGCGGCGAGGUACGGGCAGCGAGAGCCGGUCAUGGUGAGGGAGGCGUUGGAGGGGGUCAGGUACAAGAGUUGGCCUGGGGGGAGUGGGAGUGGAGGGAGUAAAAAAUGGGAUGGGGGGAGGGAAAAGGGGAGGGAGAGGGUGCAGUGGGAUUUUACUAGGUAG
This is a messenger RNA of Podospora pseudocomata, 3468 nucleotides long. RefSeq names its product DNA-directed DNA polymerase gamma mip1 (gene MIP1). The transcript has a single exon. Gene Ontology annotation, biological process: mitochondrial DNA replication. The coding region runs from base 1 to 3468 and encodes 1155 amino acids. The record is from RefSeq and is a predicted model, not a curated record. Lineage: Eukaryota; Fungi; Ascomycota; Sordariomycetes; Sordariales; Podosporaceae. Gene Ontology annotation, cellular component: gamma DNA polymerase complex; mitochondrion. Gene Ontology annotation, molecular function: DNA-directed DNA polymerase activity; DNA binding; 3'-5' exonuclease activity.